Molecule: messenger RNA, 330 nt
Organism: Condylura cristata (star-nosed mole)
Lineage: Eukaryota; Metazoa; Chordata; Mammalia; Eulipotyphla; Talpidae
Gene: CUNH2orf66
Product: chromosome unknown open reading frame, human C2orf66
Source: RefSeq, a predicted model, not a curated record
AUGAUUCUGGAUGGCAAGACUGAGACCAUAGCCAUAUAUUCUCAUUUCCUGCUGCUGUGUGUUGCCCUGGUGCUCCUUGCUGUGCAUGGAGACUCACUGAGAAUCAGAGAGAUGUGGAAACCACUCCACAGCCCCAGAAACCGAGAUUUGUUUUUCCAAAAUCUUCAGGCCUAUUUUAAGGGAAGAGGUCUUGAUCUUGGCAGGUUUCCAAGUACAUUCUCCAUAAACUAGAAUCUCAGACCUCUGUCUUUCAAGUCAGAACUUAUUGCUUUUGCAUUUGCAGAUUGUGAAGAACAGAAAAAUUCCUUUCCCAAUUACCUCAACGUCUAA